Messenger RNA from Rhopalosiphum maidis (corn leaf aphid), 3935 nucleotides. Its product is annotated as aryl hydrocarbon receptor nuclear translocator-like protein 2. Bases 353 to 3223 code for a protein of 956 amino acids. Gene Ontology annotation, molecular function: protein dimerization activity; DNA-binding transcription factor activity, RNA polymerase II-specific; RNA polymerase II cis-regulatory region sequence-specific DNA binding. Gene Ontology annotation, biological process: regulation of transcription by RNA polymerase II. The transcript is spliced from 16 exons. Gene Ontology annotation, cellular component: nucleus; cytoplasm; aryl hydrocarbon receptor complex. The record is from RefSeq and is a predicted model, not a curated record. Lineage: Eukaryota; Metazoa; Arthropoda; Insecta; Hemiptera; Aphididae.
UCAAUGUCGAGCGAUUCGCCACGGCCGCCAGAAGUAGUCACCGAGUCGGAAGCAACAUGUGCUGUACACGCGAUUCCUAGUUGAGUGCGGUUAGGGUUUUUGACGCUCGUGCCGCCGACGAAGCCGUUACCGCGCUCUGCCGCUAACCAUCGCCGGUAAUAUUAUUAUUAUUAGUGUCCUGACCGUUUUGUUCGUGAGUCUCUCGCCGCUUCCGGUUACUAUAAAUCGUAUAGUAUUGUUGUUUCGUGAUUUUCGUCCGUUUUUGUGUGUUUCGUCCCCUCGGAACGUUAAAACAAUUUGAAAAAUCCAAAAACUGGCGUAUCGGCACAAGAACGAUUUUUACGGAGGUGUCAUGUUUCCGGGCGGUUGUUGCGACGAUCCUGCGACGUUACCGCCGUCCACGUACGCGGGCGGCGAAAUGAUGCCUCUCGCCGUAACUGGUUUUACACCGACCGCCGCAUUAGACCGCCAUCGUCACCCAUACGCGCCACAUCUUCAGCCGCACCACCAGCACAGAAACCCGCAGUCUUCGUACCACCAACUCCGUGACUCGCAGAUGCAGCACCGCGACCACAGAAAUAUGUGCGCCGCGAUGUCUUCGUCUCCGGUUACGUCGUUGGACAACGGCUACCGUUCCAUGUCAUCGUCGUCACUGUCGUCACCCAUGUCAUCCUCGUCGUCGUUGUCGCCCUUGUCGUACCGACCGGUCUACUCGCCCAAUCAACCGUCGUACGACUGCCACGGCGUACCCGCUCAUCCAUCGGUGGCCGACUUCCCGCCACAGUCGCACAACCAAUAUUACAUGACUUACGACAAUAAUCUUCCCCCGUUAGUCGGCCCCAACGACGCGCAAAUGCCGGUGCCCACACAUCUGUCGAGCCACACUACACAAAACAACAACAACUAUUACAACAAUAACAACAACAACAACAACAACUACAACAACUACAACAUCAAAUACAACAACAUCAACAAUAACAACAACCCUUAUACUGAUCUGUACGAAUACCGGGACUCGGUCGCCGAUAAACCCGCUGCAAACAAUUCCAGCCGACAAAGUCGAAAUCUGGCAGAAAAACACCGACGAGAGAAGUUGAAUAAUUGUAUCACAGAACUUUCUAAACUUGUUCCACUGAUAUCAAAUUCUUCUAAAAAAAUAGAAAAGACUAGUGUUCUUCGACUCAGUGCUGCAUAUCUUCGACUGAAUCGAUUCUUAGCCGGAAUAAAAGAACAACCUAACGAACUGCCAGCUUGCGUAAAGAAGGUUAAUAUGGCUGAUCUUCUGUUGGACGAUAACGAUAUAUACCUUAUGGUCACAUCAGGUGGAAAAAUUGUGUUUGUUUCUCACUCCGUGGAAAAUAUAUUAGGCUAUUCACAGAUCGAUCUCAUGGGCCAAUCACUUUUUAAUAUUGCCAAUCCCAAAGAUCACGAGGAGCUUAAAAAAAACCUGAAGUAUCAAGAUGAUGAAAUCUCAAACGACACCAGUAUCAUUUCAAAUGAUGAUUCUUCACUGAAUGUUAAACAAAAUAGUAAUGGAAAUUUUAAAAUACAACGUCGAUCAUUUUAUUUACGAUUGAUCAAGAAAGUGGUUUCUCGUGAUGAACAACCAGAGUUGGAAUUGGUACAUGUGAUGGGAACAUUAAUGGUUCAAAAUUCCGGAACAAAAAAUAAUGAAAUUGGCGAAAAUGAUAUAGUGUUGAAUGCAGUUGUUAGGCUAUUCAAUGAACGACGUGUGACUGAAGUAUCAAUGUUAGAAGCCACCCGUGAAGAAUAUAUAACCAGACAUCAAAUUGAUGGUCGUAUAAUAUAUGUUGAUCAUAGAAUUUCUAUUGUAUCUGGAUUCAUGCCUCAAGAAGUAUCUGGACAAUUGGCGUUCAAGUAUAUGCAUAAAGAUGAUGUACGUUGGGUGAUGAUCGCUCUAAGACAAAUGUAUUUUAAGGGUCAAAGUUUCGGAAGUAGUUGCUAUAGAUUAUUGUCAAAAAAUGGAGAAUUUGUGUAUAUGAGAACACAUGGUUUCUUGCAAUUGAAUCCAAAUGAGGAUAAAAUUGAAUCAUUUAUUUGCGUUAAUACUUUAGUGCCCCCAGAACUAGGAAAAUUAGAAAUAAUCGAAAUGAAAAAACGCUUUACACCAUUAAUAGUUGCUGCAUCUGAACCUGGAAUUGCUGCAAUAACUAAUAAUCAAUUUAUGGAAAAAGAAUCUACUGUAACAAUAGAAGAUGUUACAGAAGAUCUUAAUACAUUAGACAAAGUGGUUGAACAAAUGAUUCAAAAUAUUCCUGAACCGGCUAUGGACAAUUUUAAAGUUACUGCAAAGAAUCCUGGACCUUUACCUGAUAACCAAGAGUAUAUGAGGGUUGCACUUUUGUCCAAGUCAAUACCACCAGUUUCAGUAGCAUCUAAUGCGCCAAAAAUUUAUAAACGAUCAUCUCUAUCCCCUCAGCCCAAUAUUAAGCCAGUAACUCAGGAUCGACCAUCUGUACUUAGAGUGGCGCCACCAAUUGCUCGACAACCUGUACUAGUUUACAAUCAUCAAACUUAUGACAAAACUACAGAGAAAGACCGAGCUUAUUUAGAGCGUAGGGGUGGCAUAUUUGUCUUACCCAAAAGACAAAACGAUUCUCAAGUAAUACAAGAUAACUUGCCAAAAAAAGCAAAAAUGGUUUUAGAGACACAAGUGGAAUCACCUACCUGUAGCAAUUACAGUAAUCUAGUAGAUUCACAGUCUGAUAAUCAGCUUAUCACUAAAGGAGGUAUUGAUAAUUUUUCUAAUUUCCAAGCUACUCCAAUUCAACUAAUUUCACACAACAUCGAUGAACACAAUAUUGAUCCUUUAAUUGCUGAUGUGACAGAUAUUGAUCAUUUUUCGAAAGUAUUGGCCGAUAAUGACUUGUUCUUGGGACCAGAUAGUUAUGAUUCAUAUGUUUCUGGUGUUUAUGAUGAAGUAAAUCCAAUUGAUAUCAUUGAAAAUCCUUUAAUUCAAAGCCUACAAUACAAUGGGAGUUUAGAAAGUGCAUUACUUGAAAAAAAGCAGAACACACUUAAGACAAAAAUGGACCAACAGCAAGGUCAACUGAAAGAAAUCCAGACAGAGUUAAAUUCGCUUUCUUCAAAUGCUAACACUCAUUUUCUGGCUUCAGAUUUUUCUCACUUAAAGGCUGAACAUGAGCAUCAACAACAAGUGUUGCGUGAACUACAAGGAGUUCACCAAAACAUUGGAGUGUGACUAUCAACUAUCAAUACAAUAUUAUGUAACUUAAUAUUUCACUUGGCACAUAUGAUUGGCAUGAUAUACUUCCAUUCUUAUGAUACUGGCUUCUUGAGAAAUACAAAUUAAAUAUAGAACAUCAUAACCAAAUUAAAGCUGUAAAUUGUAAACUACUUGUUAAUUUGUAUUUAUAUAUAUACAUAUAUAUAUAUAUGUAUAUGUAUAUAUUUUCUUUCAACUUAAAUUUAUUUAGUGUCAUUUGUCUUAUUUCCUAAGUUAUCUAUUUGUUAUAGUUUUAGUUAUUAUUACUAUUAUUAUUAUUAUUAUUAUUAUUAUAAUCGUUACCUAGUAUUUGUAUGAUACUACUAUAAGGUAGUUACAAAGACUCCUAAGUUACUUUACCUUUUGUUGUUUUGUUUUACAUUCUUUUAUAUGGCAGAUGCUCAAAAAAAUUAAUAGUGACUGACUCGUGUUCAUUAUUAUACAUCUUUAUUAAUUUUUUUUUUUUGUAAUAUUUUAAUAAAGUUAUCAACAAACUCAAACAUAUAUUUUUAUAGCAUCGCAAUUACAACUUUUUCAAUAUAUCACCAAAACAGGUGGUUAAACUAUUAACAAUUUUUUAAUAACAAUUUUUUGUCAGUGCCAUGAGUUUUCCCAAUAUCAACAUGAAAUGAUCUUUAAAUUAUAUGUUACCACAAUAUUAUCCUUUCCAUUUAUAAUUUUAAAUUAU